Pocillopora meandrina is the source of this 3854-nucleotide messenger RNA. Lineage: Eukaryota; Metazoa; Cnidaria; Anthozoa; Scleractinia; Pocilloporidae. The record is from the annotation of a GenBank genome assembly.
AAAAAAACAUGUCUUCUUUGGUUAGGCAACUUUUUAGGGCACCCCUCAUCAUACGAUGUGGACUAUUAAGCCCGAUGUCGACGUCAGUCGAAGCUGCAAUUACCUCAGCUUCCGGAUUUCUUGUCCAGAAACUCGAGAAGAAAGCAGAAGGUGGUAUGCUACAUGUAACGUGGAAUAACAACUCUAUGAAUCGCUAUCCUUUUGCGUACCUCCGCGAUAACUGCCAAUGCUCGGAGUGCUUCCACGAAUCAGCCUACCAGCGAUCAUUUGACACUGUGGACAAGUUAGAUCUAAAACUUUUACCAGAGAACUACGACGUGAGGUUAGAUGGGAAGGAGAUAGUCAUUGUGUGGCCCGACGGACACGUUAGUGUGUUUGACUCAGACUGGCUGCACUCUCGUCGACUAGUCGACGCGAAGGAUGAUCCAAGCAGCGUAAUGCUCCCUUAUCUUAAUAAGGAGGGGGUAGAGUUUUGGAAUGCUGAAACAAUGCAGGGAAAAGUUCCUAAGCUCGAUUUUAAGGAUCUCAUGGAGGAUGAUGGUGCACUUUUUGAUUGGCUCAAAAUCUUACAUAGUGUAGGAAUUGCUUUGGUGGUUAACACCCCUCUGGAGGUGGAACAAGCAGAAAAACUCCGUGAUAGGGUUGGAUAUUUUAAGACAACUCACUAUGGGUAUGUAAAUAUUAUUAUAUUUCAUUCUUUUCCUGCAGUAGGUUACAUGUAACUAUGUUGCAAUAGGUCUCUAACUAGUUACGUGACCACCUUAACCCAAGCAAGAGAAGGCUCUUUCUAUCCUGUUUUGGAGGUAGUAUGGUAUAACAUUUAGCAUCUUGGACUCAUUAAAGCAACCUUUGGGGGAUGAGCGGAUAACCUGCAAUGAUCCAGUAUCCCAUACACUGGGAGUAGCAGAGUUUCAAUGUUUCUUGAGAUGAAUUUGAGAGAAAUGUAGAAGUUUGAUGAAAUGCUGUGUUACUUGAGGAUAAUAUUUCAGUUGAUAGUGGUUUGAUUGAUCCUGCACUGUAUGGUUUUCAUUGUAUCACUAGUGGUUCUAUUUUUUCCACUAAACUAUGUAAUUGAGGUUUUAAGUGCUUCUAUUAAGUAAUAAGUCCUUGUCCUUGGUUUAGGAAGAGAAAAUUUUUGUGUUAUUCUUGUAGGAAUGGAUAAAUGAGACAACAGAAUCCUUACAUUCAUUAUGUGCACCACAUCUCAUGGAAAUUUAUUUUCAGAGCACAGACCCUUUUACCUAGUUGUGUGUGAUAUGCAUAUGAUUGAAAAAAGAUAGCCCUAUAACUUUUUUGAUUCAUGUACUGUGACCAAUCCUGUUUAGAUCACUUGUUUUUGUUGUUAAAAAAAUUCAUAACUCUUGUUAGAAAUCAAGAACCUUUUUUCUUUUUGACUUGCAGGCAUUAUUUUGAUGUGAAAGCAAAAUAUGAAGCAAGUAACUUGGCAUAUACUUCAAACUUUUUGCCACUGCAUACUGACAUGCCUUACUAUGACUAUAUACCAGGGGUAAGUGUACUCAGUUUCUUCAUGAAGGUCUGGAGCCUCGGGAACCCCUAGAUUAUAUCUGUUUUAACUACUGGUACAUUAAUUUUAAUCCAAAUAGCAAGUCCCUUUAUUAAUGGAAAGAAAUGUGAUGUGGUUAGUUUGUGGGUUGUGGCAAGAAUUGGCUGUGAGAUAAGUUUGAGGGUAGGGAAGUGCAGCCUGAUCUGAAAGAGGGGCUUUGGAUGGGGCAAAGCUAAUGAUCAUUUGUUACUCAAUCCUCUUUGCUACUAUUGAGAUGUUAGACUGCAUUUAAGUCCUUUCAUCCUGUUUAAUGUUUUUCUGGCAUUUGGCCUUGGCCAUACCAUGUGGAGAUCUAUGGCCUCAGCUCUUUCUUGACAGCUUUCUGCCAUGUUGUUUCUUUUCCCUGAGGGUGUUCAUUAAAUCUACCAGGAUUUUUCCUUUCCUAUUUUCCUUUCUUUUCUUUCUGCAACUGUUGGUUAGCUAUAGUUAGUUUGCUCUGAUCAAGUUUGCAGAAGUGGGAAGUGGGAGGGGAGGUUCUCCUAUACAUGGGUUGUGCUGAGAUAUCACUCAGACAAAAACUAUGCAAUGAAAUUGUAAAAUGAUAUUGUCUAUGUGUCCCAUGGGAAUUAACUUUGUUUUUGUCUUUUUGUUUACAAUGUGCGGAAGAGGGUUCCCAUUUUUGCUGGAUUUGUCUGAAAGCUCCAGACCAUUACUUUUUUUAGUAGGUCCUCUGGGAGGCAUGGUGGCCUCAUGGUUAGUGCGCUCGACUCCGGACUGGGUGGUCCGGGUUUGAGCCCUGGCCGGGGUCAUUGUGUUGUGUUCUUAGGCAAGUCACUUUACUCUCACAGUGCUUCUCUUCACCCAGGUGUACAAAUGGGCACCAGCAAAUGUGCUGGAGGUAACCCAGCGAUGGACUAGCAUCCCAUUCAGGGGGGAGUAGCAAUACUCCUAGCUGCUUCAUGCUAAGAAAACCGGAGUUAAGCACCAGCCCCAUGGGCCGAUUGGGCCCAUAUAAAGGCUUUACUUACUUUUACUUUUAGGGCCAAAGUGCUGGUUGCUGUUAGGGACACAUGUCCAAGUCAUGUGACCUGACCUCCUCAGACCUUUUUCAUCUGACACAGGUCUAAAAUAUCUAAUUCAAGGCUAUUACACCCCAGCUGUUGUAGAUUUAAGAGCAAGAACCCCUCUAUUCGAGUCCUAACAGACUCUGCUUUUUCUUUUUUAGCACCUCUGACAGUAAUCUCUUUUUUAGGUUCAGAUGUUGCACUGCAUUGAACAAGCCACUAGUACAGGCGGAGCAAACCAGUUUGUAGAUGGAUUCUUCGUUUCACAGGAGCUGCGAAAUAAAGAUCGCAAAAAGUUCGAUAUCCUGACAAAGACGCGAAUCCAGUUUGUUGACAUUGGAAAGGACAUGUUUGGAGAUUUUCACUGCAAAUUUGCUCGACACAUGAUUGAGUAAGUCAGUUACUCCUCAUGAACAUUAUUGUGGAGUUAAGUUCAAUUGAAUGUCCAAAGUAAAUCCGGAAACGUUUUUGAUUUUCUCUUCUAUUCUCUGUAAUUGGUCUACGAAGUUAGAGCCACUUUCUCUCCCAGUCAGAUGCAAAAGUGAAACAAGUUGUGACUUGUUCCCUCGCGUUUGCUAACGCCUUUCUUUUAUACAACCCGGCGGGAUCUCAGUUGAUUCAGCAAGGACAUUUAAGUCGACUAUGCAACGGUAGAGUUCAUGGAGCGUUUUUCGAGUGAGUAUCGCAAAACCAAACCCAAAAUAAAACAUCCAUAUUGCAUAAAGAGCGGGAAAACGCGGACGACCAAGACGUGAUUGGUGUUAGUUUUGCUUCUGUCUGGUUGGGAAAGUGGAGCGAAUUUUCUGGACCAAUCACAGAGCGAAGUAAAGCAUAACUAAAAACAAUCCCAGAUUACUUUCAACACUCAAAUGAAAAUUGCCCUAUGGCCAAGCGCUUUACCCGACAACAUACAAGAACUGAUUGCUUUCAUGUCACCUUUUUGUCUCAGGUUGGACAAGAACGGCCAAAUUGUGCGUUUUGCCUUCAGCAACCAAGCGCGAGACUCUGUCGUGCUCAACUCCACCCCUGAGGAGACUGUUCAACUUUACGAAGCUUAUCUUACUCUGGGCAAGAUGUUAAGAGAACCGGCCAAUCAAAUAGAGCACAAAAUGGUUCCCGGGGAUAUGAUCACCUUCAACAACAGUCGCGUGUUGCAUGGGAGAUCGGCGUUUACUGUCCAAGGGAGACAAAGUCGGUUCCUUCGCGGCAUCUACUUGGAUUGGGAUAUCAUGUAUUCUCGUAUGAGAGUGCUGGCGAAAAAGCUGAAUAUUCCGCUAUCGUACUAA